AGACUGGGAUAAGACCCACUUUGGAUUCCUCUAGCCUUGGAAGCAGCUCUAGGCAGAAGCCUCAAUGUCCUCCCAAGAGCUCAGCAUGAAUAGAAUUGUUGUGUAUGACAAGCCCAAUUUUGAAGGCCUCAGCAAAGAAUUCACCAGUGAUGUCCCUGACCUGCAUGAAUUAGAUUUUGGUAAUUGUAUCUCCUCUUUGAAGGUGGUCGGGCAGCCCUGGGUGGCCUAUAAGCUCUCAAAGUUUGAAGAGGAUGGUGUUGUUUUUGAGGAAGGGGAUUAUGCUGAGAUUGACAACAACAACAAGAUUUCAUCCCUCCGACUAGUUCACUAUGAUCUCUCUGACCCCCAAAUUACACUGUAUGAACACCCCAACUAUGAAGGUCAGAGCAAGGUGGUAAAGGAGGAGACCAACCUCGCCUAUGGUUACUUCAAUGAUCGUGUCUCCUCUCAUGUGGUGCAGAGGGGUGUCUGGCUGCUCUAUAAACAUCCAAAUCGUGGUGGAUGGUUUCACAUCGCCUGGCCAGGAGAACGUAUUCAUGAUUAUAAAAGCGAGAUUAACUUUGAUGAUAGUGUAUCUCACCUGCAGCCCCUGAAACCUGGCCGCCCAAUCAUUACUGCCAAGGUUCUAUGGAAUCAAAAGAAAGUGGAAGCCGAGAAGGAUGUUCUGAUUGAUGAGAUUGUGGGAACCAACUGCACUGAGUAUGAACAAGCGUUCACCACCAACUCCACUCGGGAAUACACUGCCACAGUUUUCCAGAGCUUCCAUUUUAGCAACACCACUUCCAUAAAACUUGGCUUUUCUUUCCAGGUGACCUUGGGAUGUUCCAGUGUAUUUAUAGUGGAAAAAGGGAAAUGUGAGUCCACCACCACCUAUGAGAAGGUGGAAGUCCUGCUGCCUGCCAAGAUCCCUCCGUGCACUGAACUCUCCAUACAGGUGAUCAAGAAAGAGACCGCCACCUCAGUGCCGGUUGAGCUCACCAUUUGUCAGAAUGGCAAAGAAAGGAAAGAGAAUGCUGAAUACUGCUGUGUGUCAGGCCGUACCAUCAGCACCAGAUAUACCAUGAAGCCUGUCUCAGCAGCCCCAAAGGAUUCCCAAGCUAAACCGCAAGCAUGACCGAGGAGGAACCCAGCUAUGCUCAACUCUCAUGUGUGAAUCUAGGAGAGCAUUUCCAAGCACAGGCUGGGCCAGGGACAAGGGAGAGAGCUUAGGUUGUUCCUGAAUAAGCUCCGUUUGGAUCGAUGAUCUUGUGGUUGCAUAUACUUCCAGACUGAGAAGGAAGAGGAAAACAAGAGUCUGCUGUUCCUAGACAUGGUGAUGGUUUCUGAGUUUAGAUAAUUAGGUUAUAGAUAGUUUGGGGAUAAUAUUUUAAUCAGAAUGGCAAUUUAUAUAGAAA
Messenger RNA from Candoia aspera, 1394 nucleotides. RefSeq names its product epidermal differentiation-specific protein-like. The record is from RefSeq and is a predicted model, not a curated record. NCBI's taxonomy places the organism in Eukaryota, Metazoa, Chordata, Lepidosauria, Squamata, Candoiidae. Bases 65 to 1114 code for a protein of 349 amino acids. Gene Ontology annotation, biological process: visual perception; lens development in camera-type eye. The transcript has a single exon. Gene Ontology annotation, molecular function: structural constituent of eye lens.